Phytomonas sp. Hart1 is the source of this 1134-nucleotide messenger RNA. The record is from the annotation of a GenBank genome assembly. Lineage: Eukaryota; Euglenozoa; Kinetoplastea; Trypanosomatida; Trypanosomatidae.
AUGGCGGGAGCAGACCCCCUUUUAAACGGGGAACCGGAGCGAUUUCCCAUCGAGGUGGCCUCUACCUUUUAUACGGGGCUUAAUGAGCCCAAACCGACGAGUAUGAACUUCUCGAUGGACGGUCUUUCCUUUAUUUCUUCCCACAACGACGACGCCCUGCGGUUGAUCGACGUGGCGUCGAUGCACCACACCGAGACGAUUCAGUGCGAGGUGUUCGGCAUCCACGCCGUGCGGUACACCCAGUCCGCCCACGUCCUCUGCGUGUCCCCGCGGCUUCCCCUGGACGGCCAUUUGCACCUUUUAAACCUCGAAACCGCGCAGUUCGUGGGGGAGAUGGCCUACUUAAACGACUUAGACGGGGAGAUUCAUCCUUACCCUAACAUGCCGGUCUAUUCGACGCUCUCGCAAUGCCCCGCCAGCGACGUCCUCGGGGCGGUGGUGUCGGCCAAAGGCCGGCUCGCCCUUUUUCACCCGCUGGUCUCCGGCGCCAUCGCGGCCUCAGCGGACAAGACGGUGAAUGGCAAUAAAGUCGCCCUCUCCUUCAACCACGACGGCCAUCAUAUUCUGCUGGGGGAUGAUCGCCGGAUUACGCUGCUGGAUCGCCGCUUUCUUUUCGCGUCGCCGGUGCUUUGCCUAGAGAAUAAGAAGCUCUUCUCCUCCCGACCGGAGCUCGCGCGGUGUAAAGGGGCGGAGUACGGCAUCGAUCAAUCCCAUCUUCUCCUGACGUCCUCCCUGGGUGAGGUGGUGGUGUAUGAUUGGAAGUCGGGGAGGGUGGUUUGUAAUUAUUACCACGACGACGCCAAGCGCCAUUUCGUGGGCUCCGAGGACGCGAUCGGGGCGAAGUAUGUUCACCCCAAUCUUCGAGACUCCAUGAUCGCCCAGCCCACCUCGUCGAUGGUGGGCGGCCGGCAUCUACUUGUGUAUGGCGGGUAUAAAAAUAGUGCAGACGAUGAAAUCCCAAAAGAGGAGGGGGGCGUCAAAGCAGAUAAACAGGUGGAGGUGCAAGCCGGGCCAUUGCAUUAUGAAUUGCAAUCCAAAGACAGCGAUGUGCCCAUCGCGCUAGAAGUCAAUCCACGCUAUAAUCUUGUCGCGACGGCGGCGCGAAGCGUGACGUGGUGGGCGUUUAACGAAUAA